AUGGAAAACAAGUUGGUUCUUGGAGUCCUAUGUCUAUGCCUUGUGAUACAAGUCACCAGCGGCGAGUGGGACGACCCUCUCAUAAACCAUUAUGCUGACUACGAAACGAUUCAUCCCAGCGAAUACUACAGUUCCGAUUUCGAACUCAAAGACGGAACCAAUGUGAUCUUUGAAGCCGUGAAUGAAAUGAAAGGGCUCAAGAAACCGAAAGCAGGCUUCAUGUGCACCAAUGGCAUGCAACAUUGGAAAAGGUCUCUUCCGGGAGACAUUUUCUACGCCAAAUUCUUCUUUUACCGGAUUAAUCCAAACGCAAAAGUUAUUCAACAUUGCCAUUUCCGAUCGGUUUUGGGUUUCGCAGAUGUCUUUAUCGAUGUGUCCCCGGCGCUCGGGAAAAAAUGUCCUGGUUACAAAUGCAUUUUAGCAAUAAGACGUGAAGGUCUCCUAAUGAAAGACACUAAAGAACUCUUUCCUUGGACCCCAUGGCCGCACCGCCACGUUCAACCUAAGUUGCCUGCAGGGAUCACCAAUUGA
Camelina sativa (false flax) is the source of this 531-nucleotide messenger RNA. RefSeq lists its product as uncharacterized. NCBI's taxonomy places the organism in Eukaryota, Viridiplantae, Streptophyta, Magnoliopsida, Brassicales, Brassicaceae. The record is from RefSeq and is a predicted model, not a curated record.